Molecule: messenger RNA, 1791 nt
Organism: Capronia coronata CBS 617.96
Lineage: Eukaryota; Fungi; Ascomycota; Eurotiomycetes; Chaetothyriales; Herpotrichiellaceae
Exons: 2
Coding region: 1-1791 (596 amino acids)
Biological process (GO): siderophore biosynthetic process
Source: RefSeq, a predicted model, not a curated record
AUGGUCCAGCUGGCUUACUUGCCCAACGGGCAAUCCUACACGGUCACACCCGUCUUUGGCGGCUUCACUUUCAAAUCGACCAAUCUCGAUCUACACAAGUCUCCCAUGCCGCCCGGAUGGACUGUCAUCAUACAGACGGAGGAUGAGGUGGAAGAUGUGCUGGAGGCCAGGAAGAGUAGAGUCUCUUUGGUCCAACAGCCAGAACAACCGCAGAGCGAAGAGGGAAGAAAGAGUAAAGUCUCUUUAGCCCAACAGCCAGAACAACCGCGAAAUGAAGAGGGAACAAAAGUCAAACUCUCAUUGCAACAACCAUCGCCAGACCAAGACGCAAGAAAGAGUAAAGUUGGUUUACCACAACCUCAAGAAGAAGCGGGCCAGAAACAUAUCGUGGCACAUCGAUUUACCAAGCCAACUAUUCGGAGCGACUCGUUGUUCAUAUCUUCCAUAUCUAUGCCUGCGAGCUCCGACUUCAAGAACACCGCUUCACCCACAAGACAUAUCGCCAUGAUGCUCUGGGCGACAUUAUGCUGGUACUUCCACAAGGAACCACCCAAUCCCCACGCCUACACCGACGCCUGUGCGUUGACGCCGGAAAGCGGGCGCCCCAAACUCGAAUGGCGCGUCCGAAUAAAACGAGAAGGCAUCUUCAAAGGCAAGAACACCAUCCAAAAACUCGAACGCAUGGGUAUCAUCUCCAGUGAGGAGUCAUGCGUAGGUAUAGACACCGAUGUCCGGAUGCCUACAGGGUGGACGGACAUGUUCGUGAGCAGGAGGUCAUUCUGGCAGAUUGAUCCUCGAGUCUUUCUAUACACCAUGGCCCCCUUACAACAAUCGCCUUUCCCAUCCGCCUCACCACACCCGUCCCGUCCCGCUUCGCCCGAGAGGCCGAAAGGAGAGCGUGGUUCUCCCCACCGUGCAGACCACAUGGUAGCGGUGACGGGUGCUAUGAUCGAUGGCGUGUCAGCAGGCAUUGCCUCGCCCGGAGGGCCUUUCAGCUCCGGCAGCCAUUUACCCACAUACUUUCCUCCCCCACCGACCCAGUUCACCUUUACCAACCAUAUCCGGCACCCGAUCCGGCCCAAACCGCCUCGACAAGGGGAGACGUUCUACAGUCGAUACAUUCCCAGUCUGGGACAAUGGCUCUCUUUCCGCGUCCCGACCUUGUCUCCGAAGCCGUGUCCGCAUCCCCAUUUCGGUCCGGUGGGAGGCCCCAUGCCCGCAACGAUGCCAACCCAUGGAGGAGGUGUGUCGGUGGCGACGUUGCCGACACUGGCCAACUUUGCAGAACGGCCGUCCGAUUUGGAUCUUUUGCACAAGUGGAUGAAUGAUCCUCGAGUGAAUCUGGCAUGGGGCGCCGCAGGACCCGAGUCUACCCAAAGAAAAUUCCUCGAAGACGGCCUCAACAGUCGACAUUCCUUCCCCGUCUAUGGCUGCUGGGAUGGCAGGCCUUUUGGAUAUUUCGAAAUCUACUGGGUCAAAGAAGACCGCUUGGGCCGCCUGCUCGGAGGAGAUGUCGGCAACUAUACCAGAGGUCUACAUGUCCUGGUGGGCGAGCCCGAGUUCCGAGGUCCCCAUCGAGUCAAGGUCUGGCUGUCCGCCUUGGUGCACCAUUGCCUGCUGGCCGACUAUCGAACCGAAACUGUCAUGUUGGAGCCGAGGGUCGAUAAUACAAAGUUUAUUCGAUAUUUAAAUGAUGCUGGCUUUUACAAGCAGGGCGAAGUCUCGUUCCCUCAUAAACAGUCGGCCAUUAUGAAACUCGACCGGGAAUCUUGGGAAGCGCCGGAAACUUAG